Molecule: messenger RNA, 6845 nt
Organism: Hemicordylus capensis (graceful crag lizard)
Lineage: Eukaryota; Metazoa; Chordata; Lepidosauria; Squamata; Cordylidae
Product: zinc finger protein 84-like
Exons: 5
Coding region: 299-4147 (1282 amino acids)
Biological process (GO): negative regulation of transcription by RNA polymerase II
Molecular function (GO): DNA-binding transcription repressor activity, RNA polymerase II-specific; RNA polymerase II cis-regulatory region sequence-specific DNA binding
Source: RefSeq, a predicted model, not a curated record
AGUUGCUGUUGGCUUUGGAGCCUUGGAGGGCUUCUUUGCUGUCCUGGGAAAUCGGCAGGAGAUUUGCUUGCGUGAGCCGCGGCAGCUUCCUCAAACCAAACAAAUGUGGGACUAAAAGGAGACCUUCUCUGCAAACGUUUUUACCUCCAUCUAGCUUGGAAGUGGAACCAGCCCUGCUUCAGCCAUCCCUUCUUAGCUUUGGAGGCUCUCCAGGCUGUAGAAGACCCGACUCCUGUUUGACUCGAGACUAUCCAGAUCCAGAACACCUGGAGGAGAGGAGAAGCUGGCUCUUGUGGAGAUGGCUCAAGUGCCAGAAGCCUUUGUGGAGGUGACGGUGUAUUCAGAUGAAGGGCAGUGUUCACUUGCGGGUCGUCGCCAGAGAGCCUUGUACAAGAACGUCAUGCCAGAGAAUGAUGGGACCGUGGCCUCGCUGGGAGGGUUUCCCAUUCAUACAUCUGAGCUGCUUACCCGCCUGAACCGAGGGGAAGAGGCCUGGAUUCCUGAUCUCCAGAGCUCUGAAGAGAGUGCUGAUGAAGGGCCAGUGAAGCCAACACUGAAACACUUGCCAAAGGGUGGGGCAUGGUGGGAUCGGUACAGAAGCCCUAUGAUGUACCCCAGUUCGGACUCCUCAAAUUCAGAUGGUGAACAGGAAAGUGAAGCUGAAGAAGAGAAACCCCGUCGUGGAGGUCACAGGAUAACGAUACUUCACAGAAAUGUAUUAGGCAAUUCUAGAGGGAACAGUUUCCAGAGUCUUAAUCCAAGGGAAGCUUGGAAGAAUGGGCCCCCUUUGAAGAAACACCCACGAAGUCAGACAGGAAGGAUAAAGAGCAAUUUUGCAGAAGUUGGUGACAUCAAUGAGAGCACAACCAAAGAAAAGACUGACAAAAUGAAACAUUGGAACACCUGCCCUGACUGUGGCCAGUUUUUCAAGUCGAAAUUGUCCCUUUCCAAUCAUCAGAGAAUUCAUACUAGAGAGAGACCUUAUCAAUGCUCUGUCUGUGGAGAAAAGUUCAUGGCAAAAAAAGGCCUUGAGAGCCAUCAGAAAAGGCAUGCAGAAGAAAAGGGUUAUAAACAUCCCAACAGCAACAAAAAUGUGACUAACCAUCCAAUGUUCUCCCAAGUAGUCAGGCCCCAUCAGUGUUCUGAGUGUGGGAAGUGCUAUAAGCGAAAGGAUAGCCUUAAGCUACAUCAAAGGAGCCAUACAGCAGAGCGGCCCCAUAAGUGUCCUGAGUGUGGCAAAGACUUUAUUCGAAAGGAACAUCUUGUCAGACACCAAAAAAUCCACAUGAGGCAGAAAACAGAUAAACCACCCAAGGGUGAAGUGAGUGUGGAAACUUCACCUGGAGCUCCUGAAAAGAAGCCCUCUACAGCCUCUGUCUGUGAGAAAACUGUCAUAGUGGAUGGCAGUGCUAUCAGACCCCAGGGAAUCCAGACAAAUCUCUACAAAUGCUGUUUUUGUGGGAAAUGUUUGCAGACCAAAAGUUUGCUUGUCAGUCAUGAGAGAACCCACACAGAAGAGAGGCUUCAUAAAUGUUCAUGGUGCAAGAAAAGCUUCCAUAAUAAAUCUCAGUUGCAGAAUCAUGAGAAGGCCCACACGAGACACAUGGCCUGCAAACAUACCAGGAGGAUGAAAAGACUGAGCACAAGAAAUUCCUCUUCUGAUUCUAGAAGCUUUCGUGUAGCAGAAAAUCCCUUUAAAGGCCCUGUUGUUAGGAAAAUAAUCACUCGCAGCUUUUGCCGUGCGAAUAACCUCCAUAAAUGUCAGUACUGUGAGAAAUGUCUAAGUACAAGGAGUGCUCUCGCUGUUCAUGAAAGAAUCCACAGAAUGGAGAGACCCUAUAAAUGUCACGAGUGUGGGGAAAAUUUCCGUCAAAAUCACCACCUUGUCAGACACCAGGUAACGCAUGCAAGGCAAAAAUCCUUUAAGCAUAUCACACCUAUGAGAAAACUGAGGUUGGAAAGUUCCCUUUCUGUGCCUGACAGAAUCCACACAAGACAGAAGUCUUAUAAAGGCCUCAACCAUGGGGAUGCUGUCUCCCACAAUUCACGCCCCAACAGGCACCGAAACAUUCCUAUAGAAAACAACAUCUUUACAUGUCAGUAUUGUGGUAAAUGCAUGAGAACAAAGUGCUCACUGGUAAGUCAUGAGAGAACCCACAACAAAAACAAACCUUAUCAAUGUUUGGAGUGUGGGAAGAACUUCUCUCAAAAGAAGUAUCUUGGGUGCCACAAGAGAAGCCACAUGGGGAAAAUACUACCUAAAUGCUCUGACUCCAAUCAAAAAAUGACCAUUAAAAAUACUCCCCUUAAGCAUAAGGGUCCUCGCAGAGAAAAACCACCAUACUUAUGCCUUAAAUGUGGGAGAAGUUUUGACGAGAAAUACCGCCUUACCAGACAUGAAAUCACACAUUCAGGAAUAAAACCCUUCCACUGCACCACAUGUGGGAAAGGCUACACCCAGAAGUGGCAUCUGAAGAGACAUGAGAACAUCCACCUGGGGGGGGAAUGCCAUCAACCAUCCUUUGUGGCUGAGGUAAACCAUCCCACAAAUGGCAUCUUCUCUGGGGAGAAGGAGCCAGAGGAUCCACCUGUAAACAUCAAAACACAGUUGACAUCAAGAACAGUCAUAAGGAAUGCUUCACGGAACAUCAAUGAGGAAAGAACAAGGCUUCUAAAGGAAGGAUCUGAGAUGAAAGGUUCCAAGAGGGGAGAGAUGCAUGUUAAAGCACAAGCAGAAUUUCAGAAAAUAUCCAGAAAAUCCAAAGGGAAGGCUCAACAGAACCAUUGGGAUGCAGAAGUCUCUGUCAGCCAGCAAGUGAAAUCUGGGCAAAAGCAGACAAGAAAAGACAACAUCAUUCUGCAUUACAAGCAAGAUCAACGCAUCAAACAGCAGGUCCAGUCAAGAAAGAGUUCCAAAAAGAAACAUGGCCCCCAGAGUUGCAAGAAGGAAACAGCCCGUGUUGGUCAGCAAUUGAGGUCACGGGGAAUAGCGAGAAGGAAAUCUAAGCGAGAGACUCAACUGGCUCACAAGCAGGCCAGAUCUUGCUUCUGUCAACAGGAGGCAGCAGAGAUGACGACAGGGAGAAAGGCUAAAGAUUCCCAGACCUGCAGAAAGGUGAUAGCUUGUAUUGGUCCCCCAAAGAAGCCACAUGCAACUCUUUCCUCCAAAUUGCUUAGAAGUGCCUCAAAGAGGUGUGAGGAAGGAAACUCCUGUUUCGAUCAGCCAGCUUGGAGAAUGUUUUCGGUAGAAUCCAAAAUAGAGGCUACAGGAAGUCCUGCCCAAGGGAGUUUGGCCUGUGCUAAGCAGCAAAUGGAAGUGCUGGGAAAGGAGCAGAAAGGCCACUCUACCUCUUGGAGCUGCAAAACAGAAAAAUGUGCGGCAGUUGAUAUUGCUGAGCAGGCAGAGCUCCAAGCAUCACCACAGACAUCUGAAAGGAACUCUCAGAAAAGCUGCAAAAUGUUGCAAGCGGCAAAUGAACUCAAAAGUGCUUCUCUUAUGAACUUGGCACAUGCUCCAGGGAGUUGCAAGAAGGUAAGAGCCUUCGUCAACCCACAAGAAUUGCAGAGAACAAUAUCGAGAGAUGUCCGAAACAGGGCUCCUAGGAGAAAGGUGGUCGUUGAGCAGAAUGGAUCCAAAGAACUUCAGGCUAAGCAUGUAUGCAUUCAGUGUAAGAAAUCCUUCAGGAGCCGAGGAAACCUUUUGGCACAUGAGCAAAACCACAGAUCAAGCAGACCCUUUCUAUGUGCUGCCUGUGGGAAAGGCUUCUAUGGUAUUGCAAGUCUUACUGUUCACCUGCGAAUUCAUGCAGGGGAGAAGCCUUUCAAAUGCUCGGAGUGUGAUUUUCGCUGCAACGUGAAGUCUAACCUCAAUAAGCACAAGAGAACCCAUGCCCAAAAGGGAGCCUAUCAUUGCCUGCAGUGCAAGAAGAGCUUCUGGUUCAACCACAACCUUAUCAUCCAUUCGAGAAUCCACAACAAAAAGGAGCCUCACAAAUGCUCCGACUGUGGGCGGGUUUUCACCCAGGAAAACUUCCUCAAGCUGCACAGGCACUACAAACACCAUUCAGAAACUUCUGAAUUACCCCCUUCAGGCGAGGAACACCACCUUGCUUCUCCUGCAGAGCUUAGCUCGUGCCAGGAGUCCUAGCAUGGAUGCUUGGUGCCUCAGAGCAGAUCAGUGGGAGCAGCAGGACAGUUGGGUUAUGUUUCAGUGCUCCCCACGACCCUGUCUUGAGACUGGAUACAGCACGUUCCGGGUCUUCCCCUAGCUCAACAACUUUCCCUCCUCUUCCACACAAGUGGAGCCCCAUGAUUGGUCCUUGCAGACCAGCUGGAGCUCUCCCUGCCCCACAGAUCACCCCCUCCUUUGCUCCCAAGGAGAUUCUUGUUGUGUCCAGAGGCUGUGUGGGACCGGUGCUAGUUGCUUCUCCCCAAGAGGACCAGGAAAAUGCCUGGGGCCAUCAUUAAUCUCUCCCCCUCCCACCUUUUAAUGGUAAAAGAUCAACAGUGGUGAGCAAAUGUGGGCCAAGCAAUUUACCCAAGUGAUUUCCUGGAUCUCAAGAUGAGGUGGGAGAGAAGGGGCUAUUGUAUCUUUGGUGUCCCCCACCACUGCUGUGUGGCCUUUCAUUGCCUCUGACAUAUACAAGAAUAUUGGGCUGGUUUGGUAGGUCUCAUAGAAGAGGUCAAAGGAUCUAGGCUCUGCUGGUUAUCAUCUGCAUGCUUUGGCUUGUUCUGAAUGCCUGCAUCCAAGGCAUUCAGAACAGUUUUUGAGAGAGGCUAUGUAACAGGGGUCUCCAAAUGUUGUUGACUACAACUCCCAUAAUCCCCAGCCAAAGGUCAUUGCAGCUGGGGAUCACUGUUCCCUCUGUUGUUGACUACAACUUCCAGAAUCCCCAGCUGCAGUGGCUUUUGCUUGGGGAUUAUGGGAGUUGUAGUCAACAACAUCUGGAAAUCUCUCUUAGAGGGAACACUGCUGGGGAUGGUGGGACUUGGAAAUUCCAAAUGAUGCUGACUACAAGUACCCAGCAGCAAUGACCUUUGGCUAGGGAUUAUGGGAGUUGUAGUCAACAACAUCUGGGAAUCCCUGAUACAGAGAAUACAUCAUAUGUACAGGCAAGUAGUUCUGCUGGGUCAGCUGGAGCACUGCAUGAAUGAAUCUUUAACAUGUAUUGUUUGAGUGUAUUCUCAGACACAGCAGCGGGGAGGGUCACUAAUGUACAUUUUAAAAUGCAACCUGUGAAGCAGGCCUUGGGAGCUACGUGGCUCAAAUCUGCUUGCCACAUUGUGUGACUAUGUUUGCAAGAGCAGGGUUAGUCAAGUAAGAGGUGCUGAGUUCUGCUGGAGAGAAGGUGCAGUAAUCUGAGAAAUCUGUCAGGGCAGCCAGUGGCCACUUGUUACCUGGAGAGUCUGUAAAGAGAAUCUUCUGUGUAGGCUUCAUUGCUGAGAGUGGUUGGACAAGCGUGGAGAGCCAACUGGCCCCUGUGGCUUGCAUGAGUACUUCCCAGUGCAGGGUCUGAUUGUGAAGGAAUCUUGUAGAAGAAUUUACAGCUCUCCAAGUUGUUUUCUUUUUUAGAAGGGGCCACUGAGGAACCAGGAGCUUUCCCAGUCAGACAGGGGCUUUACCUCAAAUCUCUUCCAGGAGGGACAGAGUGAGUGACCCUCCACGGUCAGUUUGUCUUAUACUCCCCCCCUCCAGAACCUGGGUUUUGGUUUGUCCUGGAUUAUCUCCAGGUUAUUUACAUGCUGUUUUGAUAUGCUCAGUGAUGUGCUCUACAGUGCUUGGAGCCUGCCCUGGAGCAAUGAAUCCUGGUGGUUUUAUAGGUCAGCUAGGAAAAGUCACACAUGGACCUUGGUCCUCCAUUGCUGACUACAACUGAUGGAUGUUCCAUGAGUUCAGGAGGCUCCUGUAUGGCAACUCCCCAAUUCACAUCCUGAUUGACUUUAAUGGGACUAAAACAGUUUCAGUCUAACUCCUCAGACUUUAUUUUUAGCUACUCAUUAUUUUUGACUGUUUGUUUGUUAUCAAGCUUUUUGUUUAAGGCUCAGUGCUGAUUUACAUAUGCAGAGAAAUCUCACAGUUUUAACCUUGUUGGGACUGUGCAGAUUCCAGGGACAGCAUUCCAACAAGAGAUUCUCUCACCUGCAGUUUGAUGUUCUUCUGUGGCAGGAAGGCUGCAUCAUAUGACUCUUUUGUACAUAUAGAGCAACCCCUUUGUCUCCAGUUUAGAUAGUGGGAAUAACAGCGUCUGCUCUGUACAAAUAGAUUUUAAUGUGGCUUUUUAAUGUACCAAUUGCCUUGAUUAAAGUUCCUUAGUAGGCCUGUGGUGGUUAUGUCUUAGGCAAAUAUCAUGCUCUGUUCCCUUAGCUUGUUUAAUUUCCCUUUUGAAAAUGAUAAACAUGUUCCAUUGUAUGUUUGACCUAUCAGCCAUGAAUGUGUGUUCUUGUAGAUACCAAGUGUGUAGAAGGUAAUGUUUUUUAAUUUCACCAUUCUCAUUUUAAAUUUUUCUGUAAGAUCUCAUGCCCCCCCCCAAGGGGCUGAGCAACAGCUAGGACACAAAUAGAACUCUUUAAUUAACUUGUUAUUAAACUAUUGGCUUUUAUAUACAUUUUGUUCCAACCCCACUUAGCUACAGGCUUGAAGUAGAGCCCCUUUUAUUGACUCUUAUUGCAUUUCCUUCCCUUCCACUUAUAUGAAUUUCUACUGGGGGGAAAUGUGUGUUUUCCCCUGUUCUAGGGGGGACUUUCUCCCCUCUAUUAAACAGCUUAUGGUGGGGUUUUCUUUCCCCAUAAAUGUCAUAUCUGUAUGUUCUGUAAUGCCUUUUUAUGUAAUAAAAAAUCAACAACCA